CAGUUGAAUAGCCUCAGUGAACUGUUUACAAUGGCAAAUUAGGUAGAAUUGGACUUGGAGAGCAGCAGAGUGGUAUUGCAAUACAUCAGAGGAAGUCACACCCCGAGUAAACCCUGAAGGCAUUGUAGAGAAAGAGAUUGCACUCAUUUCUGUUUGGCUUUCUCCAGAUAUAGUUCAGACACUUACUACCACAGCCAUCAGAAGACUGAUUCAACAGGGUUCACUGGACUGAUGACAAGUAUGCAACAGUAUUGGACCACAGAAAGAGGUCUCACUGGAGGCACAGGUAAUAUGAGUCUGGAAUCAGAGGUGAGGAAUCUGACGUGCGAUUGUCCCAUUGACAGCUUCAAGCGCAGCGUGUUUCCUGCUGCAUACCUGCUCUUCUUCUUCCUGGGCCUGAUAGCCAACAGUGCCUCCCUCUGGGUCUUUCUGAGCAUGUACAGGAGGAAGAGGAGUAUCACCACAGUCAACCUGUACAUGUUGAACCUGCUGUUGUCUGACCUCAUGCUGGUGUGCUCACUGCCACUCAGGGCAGCAUACUACUUGCUGGACUCCCAUUGGCCGUUUGGGGACAUCACCUGCCGCCUGGUCUCUUAUGUAUUCUAUAUCAACAUGUAUGGCUCUGUCUACUUCCUGCUGGCCCUGAGUGUCCUCCGUUACCUGGCCGUAUCGCGCCCCUAUACGUUCAUGAAUCUGGAGGGGGGAUCCUGUGGUUGGGGAGGGUGUCUACUCAUCUGGAUCUUUGUGUCCCUGGCCUCCGCACCCCUACUGAGUUCUGGGACUAUCCACGAGGGGGAAGAGCGGACCCGCUGUCUGGAAUUGGGCAGCAGCCUUGGCACCAUCAUCGUCCUGAACCGUGCUGCCCUGGUGGUUGGCUUCACCCUGCCCUUCACUGUCAUCUCUGUCUGCUACGCGUGUGUGCUGCUCAGCUUGAGGCAGUGUAGGGCUGGGGUGGAGGGGAUGAAGAGGCCCUCCAGGAGGAAGUCUUGUGCCCUCGUUAUCCUCGGUCUCGGCAUCUUCAUGAUCUGCUUCUUGCCCUAUCAUGUAGUACGAACCUUCUUCCUGGCAGCAGAGCGGAAUGCUCAGCUAAAUGGUUGUGUGGAUUCUUGCAGCUAUCUCCAAGGGAUUCGGAAGGCCGCCGUGGUAACGCUCUGUCUUGCAGCAGGGAACAGCUGCCUGGACCCCUUCCUUUUCUUCUUUGUGGGAGAAAACUUCAGAGAUUUCUGUAUGAAAAAUGGUACGAGACAGAGGAGAGUUGUUAACAACACAGAGAGACAGAGGCUUCAAGUGCUGCAGCCCAUUGAAUUAACAGUAAAUUGAUCAACUUUACACCUUUUUGUAAACAUACCAAUAAUUUUGCAUUCAAUGUUUUUAUUUUUUACAUUUGCUUAUCUGGUAUUACAUUAUGAACUUUUGUUAUGGGUUGUGUCAGUCAUUUGUCUAUCUGCUUUAAAAUAAAUACAUUUCAAUAUGUAAA
This is a messenger RNA of Oncorhynchus keta (chum salmon), 1477 nucleotides long. Its product is annotated as cysteinyl leukotriene receptor 2-like. The transcript is spliced from 2 exons. Gene Ontology annotation, biological process: G protein-coupled receptor signaling pathway. Lineage: Eukaryota; Metazoa; Chordata; Actinopteri; Salmoniformes; Salmonidae. Gene Ontology annotation, cellular component: plasma membrane. The coding region runs from base 232 to 1320 and encodes 362 amino acids. The record is from RefSeq and is a predicted model, not a curated record. Gene Ontology annotation, molecular function: G protein-coupled receptor activity.